Molecule: messenger RNA, 1133 nt
Organism: Drosophila subpulchrella
Lineage: Eukaryota; Metazoa; Arthropoda; Insecta; Diptera; Drosophilidae
Product: retina and anterior neural fold homeobox protein 2
Exons: 3
Coding region: 216-1037 (273 amino acids)
Biological process (GO): regulation of transcription by RNA polymerase II
Molecular function (GO): DNA-binding transcription factor activity, RNA polymerase II-specific; RNA polymerase II transcription regulatory region sequence-specific DNA binding
Source: RefSeq, a predicted model, not a curated record
UAUGUGUUGUGUGCUAAUCCAAUUACCAAGUUCGCACAGGAUGCCCCCAAUCGUGGCAGGCGAGCAGAACACAAAUUAAUUCAAUCAAUCGGGUUAAAAAUCAGUUGUGUUGUGGCGAUCUUGAAUUAGCCGAAAGUGUUUUUGUAAAUUAAAUACCGAAGAUUGAAAGUUAAUAGUUCAAACUAUAUUAUAAAUUUAUCACGGGUUUUUUAAACAUGUUAAACUACCAGCAGCAAUUGCAUUCACUGCCCGUCGGCAAUCCGGGAAACUUUUACUACGGACCGACGGGAUCGCAUUCUCUCACAGUUUCUGGGGAGGUGUAUCCAACCCAUCAGUCGCACAAUCCCGAGUCUGAGGAUAAACUGAAUGAUCACGAGGAUAGUACACGAAAUAUGGACAAAAUGCACAGAUUCUCGGUUGAUAAUAUCAUGGAAAUGAAGCACGAUGCUUAUGCCAAGGGCAAAAUUGCAAUGGAACUUAAUAACAACUACGGAGGAAGUGGCAGUGGAAGUGGUGGAGCCGCCUGCUCCGGAAAUCUCCCAGUGGGCCACUCGAGGAAGCCGCGCAGGAACCGCACCACCUUCAGCUCCGCCCAACUGACGGCCCUGGAGAAGAUCUUCGAGAGGACUCACUACCCGGAUGCCUUUGUCCGCGAGGAGCUGGCCACCAAGGUGCACCUGAGCGAGGCCAGAGUUCAGGUUUGGUUUCAGAAUCGGCGGGCGAAAUUCCGGCGGAACGAGAGGAGCGUGGGCUCGAGGCCCCUGUUGGAGCCAGCUCCUCAGCUGGUGCCGGCGCCCAUUAGCAAUAAUAUGCACAAAUAUGCCAAUCUGCCACACCCACCGCCGCCGCCGCCGCCCCCCGGGGCGUAUGCCCUGAAUUUUGGACCACUGGAACUGCGCUCGUGCCAAAAUUAUACGAACUGCUAUGGGGGAUUCGGGGCGAGUCCUGCCACCAACAGCGGGGUCUGCUCCUUCUUUGGGGCCACCAACUACUGUGUGGCGGCCAACUACGCGAAGAACGCCUAUCCGCCGCUCUGAGGACGAUGGACAGCUCCCUCGACGGGCCCCAGAGGUUACUUCAUGCAAACGUAUUUCAAUUAGCCAAAUUGCAUUAAUGCUUAAAAAUGUAUUAAG